AUGAAGUUCCUUACGUUCUACCUUCCGAUCAUUAUAGGUUUCUUUGCCUUUUUAGAAGUAUCUUUUAAAACUUGGUUACCCAACCAUUUUGUUUUCGAUCCCCAAGUAUUACUGAAGAUUUGUAAUGAUGCUAUUGCUAAAAACCCUCAAGGUAAUACGACUCAAAUCAUGAUUGACAUUGUUCCAGAAUUGCAAAAAGCUUAUCCAAAUUUGAUCAAUGAUUUAAAUUUUGACGACUGGGUUUUCAAUAACGCCGGUGGUGCCAUGGGGAAUAUGUUUAUAUUACAUGCUUCAAUUUCAGAAUACCUUAUUUUCUUUGGUAGUGCUACCGGUACCGAAGGACACUCUGGAGUUCAUUAUGCUGAUGAUUAUUUCACCAUUUUGGCUCAACACCAAAAAGCUGCUUACCCCCAAUCCUUAGAACCAGAAAUGUAUUAUCCUGGUGAUCAACAUCAUUUGAAAAGAGGUCAUGUCAAACAAUACAGUGUCCCUAGCGGUGGGUAUGCUUUAGAAUUGGCCCAGGGUUGGAUUCCAGCAAUGUUACCUUUUGGAAUGAUUUCAUUUUUAACCUCAACCUUAGAUCUUUAUACUUGUUAUAGAACCUGUUUAUACACCGGUAAGGACAUGAUUCUCAACUUAUUAAAGGGGAAAUUCUAA
This is a messenger RNA of Hyphopichia burtonii NRRL Y-1933, 657 nucleotides long. RefSeq names its product C-8 sterol isomerase (gene ERG2). Gene Ontology annotation, biological process: ergosterol biosynthetic process. Lineage: Eukaryota; Fungi; Ascomycota; Pichiomycetes; Serinales; Debaryomycetaceae. The coding region runs from base 1 to 657 and encodes 218 amino acids. The record is from RefSeq and is a predicted model, not a curated record. The transcript has a single exon. Gene Ontology annotation, cellular component: endoplasmic reticulum.